AUCUUUAAAAGGCCUUCCACUGGUUUCUCAAGCCAGCUGCUUCGGGAUAUUGGGGAUAUAAUAAGAACAGUGAAUUCUUCAGGCAUGAGCCCAUGGCUAUGCUCCGUUUCCUAUAAAAUUAGUUCCUUGCUUAGAAGCAGUGCUGUGUGGAAUAUCAUGAUGGUGGAAAUGUGUGCUGUAAGUCUACCCGUGGUGGUUUUGCCAUAAGUAUUAUGAAUAGAGAAGGAAUAUUCAUAUCUGUAGUGAGUGUUUAUUCCACUGAGAUAAAAAAACACUGCCCCUUCUAUGAUGAAAGUAGUCUAAUUUAAUCAACCGGCCACCAGGUAACUGGCUAACUUCAUCCCCUCCUCCUGGGAAUUGUGGUGUCAUUGGGGGAGCUCAGUAGUGUUCUCUGCAGUUGGCAGAUUAGCCUUGGUGACUGUUAGUCCAUGUUGCUAGGAAGAUGGGUGGCUGGAGAAAGAGGCCGAUAUCUUUAGCAUGAGUCAUCUCUGGUGAGUAUUCACAGGGGACACAGCUAUCUCCACAUGCUGUGCUCAUUCAGGGAGACCUAUUCACAUUCUUCUUCCUUGUCAUUAAUUUUCAAAUCCUGUUCCUUCUCAAUCCUUGAUCAUUCAGCCAAGCCAUUAGCACCAGUCUGUGAAUCUCUGUAGAUCCAUACUUUACACUCUCUUUGUAGCCAAAAUAAACAACCAGGUGCACUGCUUAAAUUUCCGCCCCCUGCAGGAUUUUCCCUUGGCCACUGUUCCUUCAGUGCCACCCAGUGUGGGGCUGUGGUGCUGCUGUGGUCGACAGCUGCGUGGCGGGGCCAGCAUAUUGUGCAGAACCAACUGGAAACUAGGCUGGCAGUUUUUAUUAUAUUUGUCAGGGGGUUUCCCUGGGAGUCCACAGACAUGGAUGUAGACAACAUAAGCAACGUAGCAGGAGUGUGGGUCAAGGGGCAGCUCUGCUACCCGCACAUGCAAAUGGCCUUGUACCUUCAGGACUUGCUCAAGUCUCUCUAAUAUAUGAUGUCACUUCCAUUUGAUGGUGGAAUGUUGUUGUGCGAGGCCAGGUUUUAUUGGCUUGAUGAAUCAGACAACACCCAGGUCCUAACGGGAAGUUCACAUUGAGUGGUAACUUGGUGGUCUGUGGUCAAUUGUUCAGUCUCUCCUGCCUCCCCCGGCAAGCCAGAAGGUUCCCCCAAAGAGAAUGGUUAUCUACAGAGGAUGGCAUAGCUUUGCUCCAAAAUGUUUAAAAUUUGCCUUGUGAUUUACAUGUUGGGGUCCCCCAAAGGCUCAGGACUUGAUUUCUCUGUAGCCCAGUCUUUAAGCAGCAGUGAGUUUUCUGGGUCCCAGUGGUAGGGUAGCUUGUUGACAGCCCUAGACUGUUACAGAGCCCUAUUUUUCUGGCGUCUAUUUAAAAACUGGCAAGCUUUCUGGUUAUCUAUACUGGUAAUGAAGUGUAUUUUACUUUCAAAAUUCAUAUCCAUGGUGUCUCCUUUUUUAAGGGUUAGAGGGACCAGAUGCAGCAAUCUGUUCUUCACUCUGGAAGAGAUAUCUUGACAGAUCCCAGACCAUUAGAUUCCCAGGAAUUUCACUGGGGACGCAGACCCCUGAAUUUUUGUGGGAUUUACUGCCCGCCCUUUGGCACACAUGUAUCUUACCAAGGUGUCUCGGGUAGUUAUUAAUUUCCUGCUAGCUGAUCCAGGCAGCAUAAUAUUAUCAGUAGAAUAGACCAGUGUGAUGUCCUGUGGAAGGAAAGGUGAUGAAAGUCCCCACACACUAGGUCAGUGGCUUUUGCCUCCCAGAGGACAUUCGAUAAUGUCUGGAGACAUUUUUGGUAUCACUAAUCAGGGGCAGGCAUCUGGUGCGUAGAGGCAUGGGGUGCUAUUAAGCACCCCAUGAUGCGCAGAACGGCCCCCUGCAGCAAGGCCCCAAACGUCCGUGGUGCUGAGAUGAGAAGCUGUUGUGGACUAGAUGAUGCCAUAGGCUGGAAGUUUGAAGCACCCUGCGGUGGCAUAGUGAAGAGAUCGCAGACUGCUUCAAUGUUCUUUACUAACUAGUAGAGAGAGAACGCAUCCCCCGCCACCUCCCCCCCACCCCGCUCAGUGACUGACUACGUACCAGGUGCCAGGGUUUCACUGAUUUGACCCAGCAAGGAAACCACAUCUAGAGUGGCAGUUGUAAUUGGAAUUACCAACUGAUUAAGUGUUGAUAAUUUACGGUCAUUUUCUGAGAUUUCUCUUUCUUCUGCACAGGCCAGAGGGAUGAGUUGAAUGGAGUUGUGGGAAUUGACCGUCACUGCAUCUCUAUGGUGGCAUUCAUCUCUGCGGUCCCUUCAUGAGCAUACAUCUGUGGAUGGAUACACUGAACCGCAUAUCCAGCCUACCAAAUCAAGUAGCAGACAGAACAUCCCUCGCUGUAGAAACUCCAUUACGUCAGCAACAGAUGAACAGCCUCACAUUGGAAAUUAUCGUUUACAAAAAACAAUAGGGAAGGGAAAUUUUGCCAAAGUGAAAUUGGCAAGACAUGUUCUAACUGGUAGAGAGGUUGCUGUGAAAAUAAUAGACAAAACUCAGCUAAAUCCUACCAGUCUACAAAAGUUGUUUCGAGAAGUACGAAUAAUGAAGAUAUUGAAUCAUCCUAAUAUAGUAAAAUUGUUUGAAGUUAUUGAAACAGAGAAGACCCUCUAUUUAGUCAUGGAGUACGCGAGUGGGGGUGAAGUAUUUGAUUACUUAGUUGCCCAUGGAAGAAUGAAAGAAAAAGAGGCCCGUGCAAAAUUUAGGCAGAUUGUAUCUGCUGUACAGUAUUGCCAUCAAAAGUGCAUUGUUCACCGUGAUCUUAAGGCUGAAAACCUUCUCCUUGAUGCUGAUAUGAAUAUUAAAAUUGCUGACUUUGGUUUUAGUAAUGAAUUUACAGUUGGGAACAAAUUGGACACAUUUUGUGGAAGCCCGCCCUAUGCUGCCCCUGAGCUUUUCCAAGGAAAGAAGUACGACGGGCCUGAAGUGGAUGUGUGGAGCCUCGGCGUUAUUCUGUAUACACUAGUCAGUGGCUCCUUGCCUUUCGAUGGCCAGAAUUUGAAGGAACUACGGGAGCGAGUCUUACGAGGAAAGUAUCGUAUUCCCUUCUAUAUGUCCACUGACUGUGAAAAUCUUCUGAAGAAAUUAUUGGUGCUGAAUCCAAUAAAGAGAGGCAGCUUAGAACAAAUAAUGAAAGAUCGGUGGAUGAAUGUUGGUCACGAGGAAGAAGAGCUAAAGCCGUAUGCUGAGCCUGAACCAGAUUUCAAUGACACGAAAAGAAUAGACAUCAUGGUCACCAUGGGUUUUGCACGAGAUGAGAUUAAUGACGCCUUAAUAAAUCAAAAAUAUGACGAAGUUAUGGCUACUUACAUUCUUUUAGGUAGAAAACCACCUGAAUUUGAAGGCGGUGAAUCGUUGUCCAGCGGAAGCUUGUGUCAGAGGUCACGGCCCAGCAGUGACCUGAACAACAGCAGCCUUCAGUCCCCUGCCCACCUGAAGGUCCAGCGGAGCAUCUCCGCAAACCAGAAGCAGCGGCGUUUCAGUGAUCACGCUGGUCCAUCCAUUCCCCCGGCUGUAUCAUAUACCAAAAGGCCUCAGGCCAACAGCGUGGAAAGUGAACAGAAAGAGGAGUGGGACAAAGACCUAGCUCGUAAACUUGGCAGCACAACGGUUGGAUCAAAGAGCGAGAUGACUGCGAGCCCUCUUGUGGGGCCAGAAAGGAAAAAAUCUUCAACGAUUCCGAGUAGCAAUGUAUAUCCUGGAGGUAGCAUGGCAAGAAGGAACACAUACGUCUGUGAAAGGACUACAGAUCGGUACGCGGCAUUGCAGAAUGGAAAAGACAGCAGCCUUACGGAGAUGUCCGCAAGUAGCAUAUCUUCUGCAGGCUCUGCUGUGGCUUCCGCUGUCCCUUCAGCACGACCCCGCCACCAGAAGUCCAUGUCCACUUCUGGCCAUCCUAUUAAAGUUACACUGCCAACCAUUAAAGACGGCUCUGAAGCUUACCGGCCCGGCGCGACGCAGAGAGUGCCUGCUGCCUCCCCGUCUGCUCACAGUAUUAGCACCGCCACCCCUGACCGCACCCGCUUCCCCCGGGGGAGCUCCAGCCGCAGCACUUUCCACGGGGAGCAGCUCCGGGAGCGCCGCAGCGCCGCCUACAACGGGCCCCCCGCAUCCCCUUCCCACGAAACGGGCGCCUUCGCACAUGCCAGGAGGGGAACGUCAACGGGUAUAAUAAGCAAAAUAACAUCCAAAUUCGUUCGCAGGGAUCCAAGCGAAGGCGAAGCCAGUGGCAGAGCCGACACCUCGAGAAGUACAUCAGGGGAACCAAAGGAAAGAGACAAGGAAGAGGGUAAAGAUUCUAAGCCCCGUUCUUUGCGGUUCACGUGGAGUAUGAAGACCACUAGCUCAAUGGACCCCAAUGACAUGAUGAGAGAAAUCCGGAAAGUGCUAGAUGCAAAUAACUGUGAUUAUGAACAAAAAGAGAGGUUUUUGCUUUUCUGUGUCCACGGAGAUGCUAGACAGGACAGCCUCGUGCAGUGGGAGAUGGAAGUCUGCAAGUUGCCGCGGCUGUCGCUGAAUGGGGUCCGCUUCAAGCGAAUAUCUGGCACAUCUAUUGCCUUUAAGAACAUUGCAUCUAAAAUAGCAAAUGAGCUUAAGCUGUAAAGAAACUCAAAUUUCAGGAUCAGGGAAGAUACAUUCACAUAUGAGGUACAGUUUUUGAAUGUAUUGAUAAUGCCUAAUGUGGUUGGCCUGUGAAUCUCCCCAUGUAGAAUUUGCCCUUAAUGCAAUAAGGAUAUACAUAGUUAUGAACUGUACAAUUGAAGUCCGUAUGAAGUAUAAUAAAUAUCCGUAGCUGAAAAAGUAGGUCCACAUGUACAGGUAAGUAUAUUGUGUAUUUCUGUUCAUUUUCUGUUCAUAGAGUUGUAUAAUAAAACAGAUGAUUGCUUAAAAAACUUGUAUAGUUGUCUAGAUUUCUGCACAUAAGUGUAUGUUUGACGUUUUCAGUUGGAGAUGUUCUUCCCUGUUAUUUACAUUCUGAUGGGUUUUUUAAAUUCUUACCUCCAUCAUGCAAUUUUGAAAGUUGUGUCCAGAAUUAAAAGUGCACAGAAAUAGUCUUUAAAAUUGUAGCAUGGACUUUUAAAAAUUAUUUUUAAAUCAUAUUUAAAUUUAAACCAGAUGCUGAUAAAUAGAUCAGCUUUACUAUACACAGAAUUAUUCCUGCUUCUCUUUGCUCUUCUCCUUGUUCUCAGACAAGGUUUAGUUGAGAAAAUACAAAAUGUUUACAGUGUUGGCACUUAGAGUUUUUAAAAUAAACUACGUGAAAAUAACAAUAGCUUUGCCUUGAGCUAGCUGAGAAGUACUGGGGAAGAAGUUAAACCUGUAUCAAAUUUCUUUUAAACUUUAAAGUGUUCCCUGGCCCACUGCUAAAUGUAGCAGCAAAAUUAAAAAGAAUCAAUACUUCAUCUGGCUAUUAUAAAUGUAAACUGUCAACUUAGGUUUGCUGCCUUCUGAAAACCGCAAUGUAAUUGCGGAAAUAGAAUAAGAUUGGGACUGUCUCAUAGCACAAACUCAUCUUUACAGUGUUGAUCAAUGCAUCAGUUAAGAAAUAAUGCCACCUCAGGAACUAACUGGCAUUGGGAACAUUGACCGAUUCCCCCUCCCAUCCCCUUCAUCCACCCCCGACUCGGUAAUAUCUGUGAGUACUUAGGAGACUUUUUGAGCAAAACCUACUAUUUAUAACAGUGUAUUAUUGAUCUAUGCUUACGUGGUCGUUGAGUUUAUUCCCAUGUAACCUGUUCGUUUUUAAUAUUUUGCCAGAUUUCUUGUAUUUAUUCCACAUCGUUAGGCCUAUAAUGUGCAGCUUUGUAGUUGGGCAUUUGCCUCCUUUUCUUUCAUAAUUAGUGAUAUAUGCGAUGUAAAACCACUAGGAAAGGUACAUUUUAAUACUUGUUUUUUUUUUUUUACUGAAUUAGCCUUGGAGGUUGACUGUGCAAUGUUAUUUAAUGUUGUAAUUACUGUAAUAUCAAUAUAUGGGCCCCAUCUGCACACUCCUGAGGAACGGAAAAGUGUAUUCAAAUUUUAGCAGUUCAAAGGAGAAUAAAGCUGUGAUAAAUACUGUAAUUCUAACCUACAUCCGAAAGCUCUACGUGUAGGUGACAUGCCAUUCCGUAAUGGCGUCCAGACGAGGGUGAAUUUUACAUUCUGUACUGUACUGUGACGUAGCUUUCUUCUGUAACGGUUCUGUUCUAAAAUGAAGUGUAUUUUUGCCUUAGCAAAGGAUGGUGUUUGGGGAAAAAAAAAAAACCCACAACUGUGUAGCCCCUUUUUAACCUAGUGUUCAUUCAGAAAAAUUGAUGCAAAUCUUUAUUCACUUCCACUGGUGCACACUGAAAUUUUACUUGAACAGUUCUCAUAAUAAAGCACUUGUCUUCUGCUCUUUAUCAAAA
Ailuropoda melanoleuca (giant panda) is the source of this 6444-nucleotide messenger RNA. RefSeq names its product microtubule affinity regulating kinase 1 (gene MARK1). The record is from RefSeq and is a predicted model, not a curated record. NCBI's taxonomy places the organism in Eukaryota, Metazoa, Chordata, Mammalia, Carnivora, Ursidae. Gene Ontology annotation, biological process: protein phosphorylation; intracellular signal transduction. The transcript has 18 exons. Gene Ontology annotation, cellular component: cytoplasm. The coding region runs from base 2255 to 4660 and encodes 801 amino acids. Gene Ontology annotation, molecular function: protein serine/threonine kinase activity; ATP binding.